Molecule: messenger RNA, 474 nt
Organism: Linderina pennispora
Lineage: Eukaryota; Fungi; Kickxellomycota; Kickxellomycetes; Kickxellales; Kickxellaceae
Exons: 3
Molecular function (GO): ATP-dependent chromatin remodeler activity; ATP binding
Source: RefSeq, a predicted model, not a curated record
AUGGGCCUUGGAAAGACGCUUUCGAUUAUCUCCCUGGUUCUCAAGCUGCCAAGCCAGCUGAAGCGGUGCCACCGCAUGAAGUUCAUUGACGAUGGUGGCAGUCAGACACAGACGUCGAGUGGCACGCUGAUUGUCUGCCCGCUGUCCACCAUGGCCAACUGGGAGGAGCAGCUAGCCCUGCAUGUUCUGCCAGGAAACUUGCGUGUGCUGUCCUACCACGGCAGCAGGCGGGUGCGCAAUCCCAAGCGUCUGUGUCAGUACGAUAUUGUCCUGACUACCUACGAUACUGACACGCAGUGGUACCAAAUCCCCGAAACCCCCUAUGUCUCUCCCCUGCAGGCUGUGCACUGGCACCGUGUAGUGCUCGACGAGGCUCAUACCAUCAAAGAGCGCCGUACAGCAACCAGCCAUUCGGCACAUGCCCUAUCCGCCGACCGCCGAUGGUGCCUUACCGGCACACCAAUCCAGAACCGG